AAUUUUUUUUUUAAAGUACUUUAAUAUGCUAAAAAAAAAAAAGAUUUUGAAGACUUUAAAACAGCAGCUUGAUCACUUACUUCAUUUGUACAACUUUUUAAUUUCUUUCUGUUUUUAAUUUGUUUCUCCCUGCGCUGUUGUUGCUUCAAGUUCAAGCGCUGUACCGUUUUUUUUUCAAUCAAACUGUAGGAGAGGGAGGGAGGGAGAGAGGGAGAGAGAGGGAGCGAGAGAGCAGCAAGAGAGAGAGAGAACACCCUGUUCAGAGAGCCCGUGAAUGGGCUGUCUGUGUGUGUGAGUGGGUGGAAAGGAAACUCACAAACAAAAAAAAAAAAAGCCUUAUAUUUACUUUAAUAUAACAUACACUACAGAACCUCCCUUCUAAGGAGCAACCAACAGCAGCCUCCGAGCGCCCGUACUGUGCACGCGCCCGCGUGCUGCUCUUACAUCUUCUUGAUGGCUCUGAGCAGGGCUACUAGCUUCCACUGCGCCGGCAGACAGGAGAGCGGGAGGAGCCGUGAAGGGGCCCGCGUCUCCCUGCCCCUCUCCCUCGUGCUCCUGUGUGCGCUCAGCUCCCUGUGGGACACCUGCGAGGGCAGCUUCCUGAGUAACAGCCUGCACUCCAGCUUCAUCAACCGUCGCCUGAGCAGCAGAGAGAAGAGGGAGAUGCAGCGGGAGAUCCUCUCCAUCCUGGGGCUCCCCGGCCGCCCCCGCCCCCACCUGCCUGUGCGGCCCCCCUCCUCCGCCCCGCUCUUCAUGCUGGACCUGUACCAUGCCGUGGCCCCCCAGGAGCGGGACGGGGCGGGGGUGUCCUGGGCAGUGCAGACCACUAUGAGCACGCAGAUACCCCCCCUCGGGGACGUGGUGAGCGAGGCCGACACGGUCAUGAGCUUCGUCAACGUGGUUGAGCAAGAGCGUGACCCCCUGCACCCCCGCCCCUACUGGAAGGAGUUCCGCUUCGACCUGACCCCCAUCCCCCAGGGCGAGGCCGUCACUGCCGCGGAGUUCCGCAUCUACAAGGCGCACAGCUACGGUCACCGCGGCAACAGGACCCUGCACAUCAGCGUCUACGAGAUCGUCAAGGAGCAUACCAACCGGUACGGGAGAGGGGGCAGCAGGGGUCCUACCAACAGGGAGUCGGACCUGCUCCUGUUGGAUCUGCAGCCGGUACGUGCUCGGGACGAAGGGUGGCUGGUGUUUGACGUGACGACGGCCAGUAACCGCUGGCUGCUGAACCCUCGCAGCAACCUCGGACUGCGGCUGUACGUGGAGGCUGACGAGGAGCACAGCGUGGAGCCGGGCUCGGUGGGGCUGGUGGGGAGGAGGGGCCCGCGCUCCAAGCAGCCCUUCAUGGUGACGUUCUUCCGACAGAGCCAGCCGGCGCUCCGCCUGCCGCGAGGGAUCCGCCACACCCGCAAGAAACCCCGCGGCAGAACAUACGACCUGCCGCACCCCAACAAACUGCCGGGGCUCCUCGAUCACAAUCACAUCAGUGAUGGGAGGCACGCUUGCAAGAGACACGAGCUGUACGUCAGCUUCAAUGAGCUGGGAUGGAAGGACUGGGUAAUCGCACCCCAGGGGUACUCUGCGUAUUACUGUGACGGGGAAUGCUCCUACCCACUCGGAUCUUGCAUGAACGCCACCAACCACGCCAUCAUGCAGCUCGUGGUCCACAUGCUGAAGCCAGACGAGGUUCCGAAGGCGUGCUGCGCCCCGACCAAGCUGAGCCCGAUCUCGGUGCUGUUCUAUGAUGACAACAACAACGUGAUCCUGAAGAAGCACCGAAACAUGGUGGUGAAGGCGUGCGGCUGCCACUGACGCGUCCAUACGAGACACACCCACACCUACAGUACGAGACACACCCACACCUGCAGCUGUACUGUAGAAACGAGCAAUAUAGGAAGAAUAAAGAGAUAAGAAAUACA
Messenger RNA from Polyodon spathula (Mississippi paddlefish), 1922 nucleotides. It is a transcript of the gene bmp8a, whose product is annotated as bone morphogenetic protein 8a. The record is from RefSeq and is a predicted model, not a curated record. Gene Ontology annotation, biological process: SMAD protein signal transduction. The transcript has 7 exons. The coding region runs from base 454 to 1815 and encodes 453 amino acids. Gene Ontology annotation, molecular function: cytokine activity; growth factor activity. Gene Ontology annotation, cellular component: extracellular region. NCBI's taxonomy places the organism in Eukaryota, Metazoa, Chordata, Actinopteri, Acipenseriformes, Polyodontidae.